CCCAGACUUCCUGUGUAUGGAGCGGAAAAGCCAGAGCUGGGGUAGGAGAUGAAGCACCCGGGGCUGCUCGGAACAAUUUACCGAAGACCCUCCACUUAACUUGUUCUGGGGGGUUGUAACCAGUAAAAAGAGAGGAGUAACGAGCUGUGUGAAGAAGCAACUAUGGAAGAUGACCAGACUCUCAGUUCUCUCGAUAGCUCCAUGCCACUUAAGAAACCUGGUUAUAAGACUGAUGAAAGCCUUGGAAAUACAAGUAAUCAGGAAGACAAUAUAUCCAAAUCGAACACGAGAAAUGAACCUCUAGAGGAUUCUGCCACAAUGUGCAAAGUAACAAGUAAUAUUAAAGAAGAGAAUGUGUCAGAAUCCCAAGAUAUUGCAGAUACGGAAAUUGUGACUAUUCAGAUUACAGAAAACACAGAAUUCCACUUGAAUACUCUGUCAAAAUCGUUUUAUUGCCAGGAGUGCAAUAAAAGCUUUCAUCACAAAUCAGUUUAUCUCUCUCACCAAAGAACACACACCACAGAAGCCACUUUUAAUUGUAAAAAAUGUGCUAAAACCUUUAAUAGUCACGCUGACCUCGUCGAACAUAAGUUGAUGCACAGAAAAGAAAAGAUGUUCGCUUGUACUGAUUGUGGGAAACUCUUCCAUGAUAAAGUGAAACUAAUCACGCACCAACGGAUACAUACAGGAGAGAAGCCGUUUAUUUGUUCGGAGUGUGGGAAAUGCUUUACAGAUAAUAAAAACCUUGUCAAGCAUCAGAGAAUUCACACUGAAAAGCUUUUUGUGUGUUCAGAGUGCCGGAUAUGUUUUAGCCAUAGCGCAGAUCUGGAGAAACAUAAACUAACUCACUCCAGCUCUAAGCCGUAUAUAUGUUCUGAAUGCGGCAAACGUUUUACACGUGACUCGAAUCUUGUUAAGCAUCUGAGAACCCAUAGAGGAGAAAAACCAUAUUCGUGUUCAGUAUGCGAAAAAUGUUUUACCGAUAACGCUAACUUGAUCAAACAUCAGAGAAUUCAUACGGGAGAAAAACCUUUCAUAUGUUCUGAAUGCGGCAAAUGUUUUACUCGUAAUUCUAAUCUUGGGAGACAUGUAAGGAUUCAUACUGGAGUAACGCCAUUUGUGUGUUCCGAGUGUGGCAAAUGUUUUAAUCAAAACGCAAAUCUCAUUAUACAUCGAAGGAUUCACACCGGAGAAAAACCAUUUACGUGUACAGAGUGCGGGAAAUCUUUUAACCAGAACUCGAAUCUUAUAAAACACCAGAGAAGUCAUCGAGGUGAAAAACCCUUUAAAUGCACUGAGUGUGAGAAACGAUUUACCACUAACACGUGUCUUCUUAAACAUCUGAGAAAACAUACUGGAGAGAGACCCUUUUCAUGUCCUGACUGUAAAAAAUGUUUUAUUGAUAAAAGAAGUCUUAUUAAGCACGAGAAACGUCAUACAAAUAUAAAUUAAUUUUGCCUGUAAAGUGUAUUAUUUGUUUUGUGUUUUCUAAAUAAUAUAUAAAUGUAUAUAAGAAAUGA
This is a messenger RNA of Bombina bombina (fire-bellied toad), 1520 nucleotides long. RefSeq names its product zinc finger protein 501. Bases 163 to 1452 code for a protein of 429 amino acids. Gene Ontology annotation, cellular component: nucleus. NCBI's taxonomy places the organism in Eukaryota, Metazoa, Chordata, Amphibia, Anura, Bombinatoridae. Gene Ontology annotation, biological process: regulation of transcription by RNA polymerase II. Gene Ontology annotation, molecular function: RNA polymerase II cis-regulatory region sequence-specific DNA binding; DNA-binding transcription factor activity, RNA polymerase II-specific. The transcript is spliced from 3 exons. The record is from RefSeq and is a predicted model, not a curated record.